UUUUUCUCUCUUCCUCUACUCUAUUCCUCUUCAGCUGUGUGUAUGCUCUAUAUCUUCAUCUCUCAGGCGUGCCCUCAGUGGAAGUGUCUGGAAUAGUCACAGUUUUGGCCUCUUCACUUGCAUUAUUUCAUUCUCGGACCUGCAAAGGCCCGGUCUGCCAUAGCUAACGAAUUGUCAUCUCCUUUGGAAUGCCUUGGGAAAACUUUCAGGGAUUGGCUGCAGCCAUAUGGAAUUAUGAUGGUGAUACAUCUUAUCAUCUUUCACUUUGCGUUGGGGAUCUUGUUGUUAUUAUUGAGAAACUGGAAGGUUGGUAUAGAGGUUAUCUCUAUCACUAUCCUUCAAAAAAGGGUAUAUUUCCAGCUAGUUAUGUCCAAUCAGUAGACUACAACAUCAUCUCAGCCAAGGAAGAGGAGUACACUGUACCAUUCAUUGACCCUGUGGCUCUUGAAGCCAAAGAGAGCCUUUUGACUUGGAAAGAGAAGCUCUUUGAGAGUUACACUAAGUCCCGUCAUGACUACGUUCGUAUACUAAAUUAUAUGGAAGAUGUUCUAACAACAAGAUCAACUUUAAUACACAGCAUACACAGCAAUGUGACACACGAUAAGUUACAAGCUAUAAGAACACGUCUCUCAGCAAAGAUUGAUUUGGUUAAUAAUUUAUGUGAACAGCCGUUGUCUCCACGUGAUGACACAGGGCACUCUAUUGAUCCAACCGUCACUAGUUUUGGGAGCCUGUACAGCACUCAUUGUCAGCGACAGAGCGAGAUCGAUCGUAAGGUCCCACACACUGGCUGGGAUCCUAAAAAAUCUAAAGACACCGGAGCUUUAAUGGAUCAUCAUUUGUAUCUUGUUGUUCGUAAUAUUGAUCAUCAGUUUCCAGAAAACUCAGAACUAUUCAUGUUCCUGUACGACAGUGUAUCCAGGAAACAAGUCAGUGAAAGAUUUCUAAUUAAUGUCCCAAAGGAUCGUCCCACUAACGUCAUGAAGAGCCAUUAUUGCAUUUUUAAGGACUUAGGUGCCAAAGAAAUGCAGUCUGGAAUCUUCCUAGUCUGUCAAGUCAUCAGGAAAGGCAAGAUGUUACUGGAUGAUAGAAAGAAUGUGUCACAUGCUACAUUUAGAAGACCUUAUGCUGUAGGAGUACUUGAUUUACGUACAGCCCUUGAGGAGACUAACAAGGAGCAGCCUGAUGAUGAUGAUGACUAUCAAAUGACCUAUACCAUGUCACUACAAAUAUGUCUGACACAUGAGCAAGACUUUCCAACCCUCCACACAUCAAUGAUCAAGAAGUUGGUCGGCUCGAAGCCAUCUAGCACCAAACAGAGCGGCAUAUUAAUAUCAAUGCAGCUGAGGUUCAUUAGAGGAGACUUCCAACAACUGAAAAAUGACUUUCCUUACUUGAUCAACAAGAACACGGUCCAAGUGGAUAAACUAGGAUUCCCUGAUGUUAUACUGCCGGGGAAGGAUCGUAACGAUAUAUAUUUUACGUUGGAGUACGGACAGUAUGAGAAAGGGAGCAAGAGAGCCGAGAGGAACGUUGAGGUAGCCAUUGCUGUCUGUGGCAGAGAUGGAAGGAUAAUACCGAGGUGCAUUACUGUUGCUGCUGGUGCUGAGAAUGUCAGUGAAUAUGAAUCUUUCAUAUACUAUCACAACAAUCUACCAAAAUGGCAGGAAACAAUUAAAUUGGAUAUUCCAUUUGAAGAAAUAUCUUCGUGUCAUCUUAGGAUUGGCUUCAGACACGUUGCAAAGAAUGAAGGUAAGGAUAAAAUGGAAAAAACGUUUGCAUUUGCUCACAUGAGAAUAAUGAUGGGUGAUGGCGCCAUCAUUCCUGAUGGGACUCACGAACUCUUUGUAUAUAAAGCUGAUAGCAAGAAGUGGCAUGAUCCUAAGUAUUACUUAGCAUUUGAGUCAGCUAAAGAGAUUUGCAUUCAAGGAGUGCUUCCAGCAAAGACAUCAGCUCGUGGUAAAACAAUAUCUACAGUAUCAGAAGGGCACUCGGCAGCAAGGAGUGAAAGAGAAACACUCUUUGUAUCUACACUGACAUGCUCAACCAAACUCACUCAAAACGUGAACAUGCUUCAGUUGUUAAAGUGGAGGUCUCAGCAUCCCAGUGACCUCCCAACCAUACUCUGCAAGCUUGUCUCAAUCAAAGGAGAAGAAAUAAUAAAGUUUCUGCAAGACAUCCUUGACAGCCUCUUUAACAUACUGGGGAGUAAUGAGCAGUACUAUGGAGAACCUGUUUUUAAUGCAUUAGUUUCCAUAUUAAAUCUACUCUCACAUGAAAAGUACAGUCAUUUUGUUCCAGUUUUAGAUAUAUACAUAACGAAACAUUUCUCAGCUGGCCACGUGUACAGAACUCUCCUUUGGUAUUUUAAAGAACAACUCAAGAAUAGAGAUAUCACUAAACAAAGCAAUUUAACAUCACUAGCUGAGGCCAUUGGAUUUCUGUUCCAUUUCAUUGUUCAGUCCUAUACCAUUAUGUCCAACAGUCAAAAAGACCAGAGGUUUUAUCAAGGACUUGAUGAUUGCUUCAUAUCAAUGUAUGAGCUAAUGAGAUUACCCGAGAGCAGAUUCUGUGGCAUACAUGCUGUACAGGCUGCUCUUUUGUGUAACAUACCCUCAAUCCUUCCUCAUUUGAUUACAGUUUACGACCGGAGGCAAAUAGCUGGUGUUCUUGCAAAACUGAUAGAUUCGUCUCAGAACGAUCACAUCAGUCUACCAGGAGAGAAAAUGAACUUCAUAAUCUCAGUGCUUGAUAGCGACAUUAAACUAUUGGACCCACAAGAAUCAAGGAGCUCUCUGUUGCCUACUAUUAUUGGUCAUUUGAUAAGUCACAUGGAGAACAAGAUGCCCGAAAACGGAUACAGGUCUGACGAUCGAGGUAACAGUGGCUGCCUUCUCUGCAUAUCUAAAGUACUUGAGCUGCUUCACUCUGGAGAUAAACUACACAUCUCGUUUAGUGAUACUGAGAUAGCCACACCUCUAUUACGUCCCCUCCUGUCACUCUGUGCUAAACUAAAGGACACUAACAACCCGCUGAGGGUUCAAGCAUACAUUAAUCUCAUUGGUCUGCUUGAUGUGAUGAGUGACAGUCAUUACUCCAUUUAUUUCGAUUCUCUGAAGGCAGUGACUGAGAAGGACAAGAGGAACAGUGCUGGGAGAGAGUCCAUGCUAAAGGAGUUCAUAACAAGUCUGCUGGAGGUCUUAGAGACUCUGUUUGCUGGCCCAGUCUGCUCUCCUAAAUGGGUGUACUUGCUACUGGAACAAAACAUUAUACUAAUGAGAGUAGUUAAGAAUAUAUCUACUACAAUGUUCUCGUCUUUCUUUGAUGAUCGAGACUUUAACCCACAGAUCUGGGAUAUAUUCUUUGGUACGUGUAAGUCCUUCUCGAUACAAAGGUGUCUGCAGUUGGAGGCUUAUUCGGACCUGUUGAGUGCUAAGCUUCUCAGACAGUUUGGUGAUGUUCGUGUUAAGAUGGCUAAGCAAAUGGCUGCUAUGUGGGAAUUCCUGCAAGAAAAGAAAUCAAACUUCAUUCCAAACUUUAUAGGAAUAUUCCUUGAAGUAUCACUGCUCAAAGAGAAAGACUUGCGUGAAGUGAUGAUACCACUCAUAUUCGACAUAUUGAAAUUCGAACAAAAGUCAAACAGAAACUUUAAAAGAAUUGAAACUGAGAUAUUUGAGAAGAUGGAUUUCCUUGUUAGUAAAGGAUAUGGAGAUGAAGCAUAUAGAGACCUCUUCCAUGACUGCAUGAUUUUACUUUGUAAAGAUACUCAUGAGCUGAAGGAGUCUGGUGAAGCAUUCGUCAAUACUGUUAGCAGAUUGAUUGGACUGAUACUGGACUAUAGGAGAGUGGAGGGGGACAGCAGUCAGAGUGGACAAAGAAUGGGCUGCAUACUGAACCUACUGAAUUUCUACAAAGAAAUAGACAGAGAGGAAAUAUACGUGAGAUACAUAUACAAGUUAGCUGGACUUCAUGAAAGUGAUGGGAAUUUCGCUGAAGCAGGUCUGACACUGCUGCUACAUGCAAAGACACUAGAGUGGUCAUUGGAAUUUGAGCCAGCUGUUGAAGGCAAGUAUCCAGUACACACAGCAAGAGAGAGAAAGGAGAUAUUGUUUUCAGAAUCAAUCAGACUAUUGGACCAGGGAAAAGCAUGGGAGUAUGGAAUACCAUUAUGUAAAGAGUUGGCUACAGUAUAUGAGACUCAGCAAUUCAAAUAUGACAAGCUAUCACAAAUACUAAGAACUCAAGCUGAUUUCUUUCACAAGAUCAUCAAUGAGCUGAGAGUUGAAAAUGAGUACUUUGUUGUUGGUUAUUUUGGUAGAGGAUUCCCUCUAUUCCUAAGAAAUAAGAUAUUCAUUCACAGAGGCCAGCCUUAUGAGAGGCUCCAGAACUUCAUAAAGAAGCUUCAAGAUGAGUUCGUGACAGCACAGGUAUACAUGAAGCCUGAGCCGCCUAGUGAUGACAUAAAGAACUCUAAUGGAAUGCAUCUGCAAGUCCGUAAGGUUCUUCCCAUUCCUGACGAGAGGGAGGAGUUCAAUGGACGACAGAUACCUGACAAGAUUGCAGAUUACUACAAGACUAAUGACGUGUGCAAGUUUCGUUUCGACCGACCGUUUCAUAAAGGAAAGAAGGACCCAGAGUGUGAAUUUGCUACUCUGUGGUUAGAAAGAACAUAUUACAAGACUGCCAGCAGUUUCCCUGGUGUCAUUAACUCUUUUGAAGUGUGUGAGAUGAAAACGGAUGAGCUAAACCCAUUAGCUAUAGCUAGAGAGACUGUAAGAUCAAAAGUCCAAGAGAUACAGAAGAUGACUACAGAGCUAUCAUCAAACUCUCAAAUGAGUAUCAAUCCAUUAAGUAUGCUACUGAAAGGUGUUAUCGACGCAGCUGUCAUGGGAGGGAUCUCAAACUAUGACAAGAUUUUCUUUCAACCGAAAUAUAUUCAAGACCAUCCAGAAGAGAAAGAGGGAGUUGAAGAACUUCGCUCUCUUAUAGUAGAGCAGGUUGAAGUACUGAAGCAGGCGUUAGGGCUUCACGGCCACAGGGUGUCUACUGACCUGAAGGCUUUUCAUCUAGACCUUGAGAUUAGAUUUGAAACCUUCCAAGACAUUGUAUUCCCCGAAAGAAGAAAGACUCCUACUAUAGCUCGUAGAGGUACCACUAUCACAAGUAGCAGACCAUUACCGCCCACUCCUCCUGAUGAAUCACCACAAUUAUCACAAACAAAGACUCCUCACCGUAGACUGACAGGUGGUAAUCCAAACAGGGUGUCACAGUUAGUCGAAAACAACACGCCAAACCCCAAAGUAAGAAGGAGCAAUACCACCAAGGGCCCUCGCUCCUCCAUCCUAAGCACAGCCUCUUUCUCCUCUCCUGCAUCCUCCCCAGAUAGACAGAGCAUCAUUGUAGAACCUCCCGCUACUAACAGUUCCUCGAGCAUAGGCUCAUCACAGAGAGACUCUGGAGUCACUAUUGAGGACACAGAGAUAGAGGAAGACCGGGGUACCUACGAGGUAGUGGAUUUCGAGACUCAGCGACACUACCAGGACAAACUCCAGCAAUAUAACUCAACUCCAAGCAACACACCGCCCUCUUACCCUUUGACAGGUAACCCUCACCCUCUGGCCCCCACUCCCUCCGGUAGCUCGGCCCCACCCCCUAAUUACCCCGCCCCUAAACCAGAGGUGACUUCACAUGGAUAUGCACUCAUAGAUCCAUUGGAUGAUGAUGAUGAGUAUGAUUAUGAGAAGGUAAAUAUCGGGACUAGGAGGAUUGAUGCUAGGUCUGGUAGUAUUCGUAAUCCUGAUUUUGCUUCUCCUAAUAUUCUCCGUGGCUUACCGCCAAAGUCACGCUCUCGCUCCCGUUCUCCUCCUCAAAAUGUUGGAAGAGGUUCUGGCAGUAGGAGCGGUACUAAUCCUUCUCCUCUCUCUACCUCUCCCAAUGAGGGCCGCAUGGGAGUGCUGGACUACCCAAGCCGCCCGACCAACAAGUCCCCAAGUCCUGGCAGCCAUUCCUCUGGUGGAGGGGAACCUGUUCUUGAAGACCUCCAGUCCGUGAGGGAGAGACUAAGGAGGCAGGCACAGGAUUCAGUGGAUUACGAGUGUGGACUAACCAAUAAACAUCCUACUACCAUCCAGCACCAAACCAGUGGUCACGUACCAAGCGCUCAACAUGUUCCAAAUAAUGCCCAUCACACUAGGAGCAACAUGUCGUCUGUCUCCUCGUCUAGAAAUGAACUGACAAUGUCGGGUGGGCCCAUUUCUUCCACUCCUCAGUCCUCUUAUAGUCAAAGUGGAGGAGGCGCUAGUUUUAGUACUUAUGAUCAUCUUGAUGUCGUUAUGGGUGGGGCCAAUGAUGACCUGGAGGUUGCUGGUAUAUACAGCUAUGCUGAAGAGCCACCAGUUGUAUUUGAAAGGGAGACAUCAAUAUCACCUACUAAACAAAUGUCACCUCCUAAACCUCGUCCAUAUUCACCGAGAAAGUCCCCAACGCCUCCGGACACUGCUCCUGCUCCUCCAGUCCCAAGGAAGAAAUCAUUCAAGACCCCCGACUACACGAUGACCCCUAUCAGUAAAAGUAAGGAGUGUGGGGCCGGGUCAGCUGGUCUGCCCUCUAUACCUCCUAAGGCUCCUGUUCCAAGACCAAGGAGCCAAACAAUGGCUGCUGACAGAAAGUCUCAGAACUAUUCAGCAGCUGGGGUACCUGUACCAAAUCCUAUGCCACCGAACCCAACUCCUCGUAAACCAUCUUAUCCGAUCCCAUCUGCUGAUACGGAUUUGACUUCUUCUUCAUCUUUUCCCUCCUCCUCCUCUUCUGGUCUCUUCUCUCCUCCUCCAAGACCGCCCAAGCCUACAAAUAAAGAUGGUGCCAGUGAUCCAGCCCUUCCUCCUGCUUUGCCUCCUAAAAUGAAACAGGAGGCACCUGCCUUGCCUCCUAAACCUUCGAAAAACUAUCCUAUAGUGACCCCAAGAACAAAACCACCUCCUCCUACACCGAAAUAAGGAUAAGAGUUGUUUGAAUGAACUGUUUCUUUCUAGCACACAUUUUCUCCAUGUCUUUGCUUUUUUCUCUUUCUCUCUCUCUUGCUCUGUAUUUUCUUUCUAUUAUAAUAAAUGAAUAACGAAUGUUUAUUAUGAUUUUAUGUUUAAAUUUUUCCUUUUUCGUGAGUCUGUCUGUAUUACUGUAUUGCUUUAGGUAUUAUAAUAAUUAUUAUUUUUAACUAUUACACAGCAAAAA
Messenger RNA from Amphimedon queenslandica, 7230 nucleotides. Its product is annotated as dedicator of cytokinesis protein 2-like. Gene Ontology annotation, molecular function: guanyl-nucleotide exchange factor activity; small GTPase binding. The record is from RefSeq and is a predicted model, not a curated record. Gene Ontology annotation, biological process: small GTPase-mediated signal transduction. Gene Ontology annotation, cellular component: cytoplasm; plasma membrane. Lineage: Eukaryota; Metazoa; Porifera; Demospongiae; Haplosclerida; Niphatidae. The transcript is spliced from 56 exons. Bases 189 to 6995 code for a protein of 2268 amino acids.